AUGAGCGCGCCGCCGCCCACAUCCUCCGCUAUCCCCGAGCACCUGCGGCCGCCGCCCGUCACCCCCGCCGACCACCACCACCACCACCAUGAGACCUUCCCCCUCCCCAAGCUGCGCCUCGAGAUCCGCGACCUCUCCUCGCGCGGCUCCCUGCGCGCCCUCGCCGCCGUCAACCUCGGCGAGUGCGUGCGCGACAGCGCCCUCGCGGUCCUGCGACACCUCUACCGACACGCGCCGUGCCCGCUGCCGACCACGCGCUCCGUCACACUCGUCCUGCGCGACAUGGACGGCGUCGCCUACACCACCGGCAGCGAGCUCGACAACGACCACAAGGAGAUCCACCUCUCCACGCGGCACGUCGACAACCAGACGCCGGAGCGCAUCCGCGACGAGCUCUGCGGCGUGGUCACGCACGAGCUCGUCCACUGCUUCCAGUGUAACGGCCUCGGGACGUGCCCGGGGGGCCUGGUGGAGGGCGUGGCGGACUGGGUGAGGCUGCGGUGCGGGCUGGUGCCGCCGCAUUGGCGCCCCCGCGCGGAGGGCUGCUCGUGGGACGCGGGCUACGAAACCACGGGGUAUUUCCUUGAUUACCUGGAGAGGCAAUGCGGCGAGGGCACGGUGAGGAGGAUUAACGCGAAGCUGCACGCGGAAAAGUACGAGGAGGACAAGUUCUGGCCGGACUUGUUUGGGUCUACAAUCGGGGAACUGUGGGAGACGUACGCUGCUUCGUUAAGUUAA
This is a messenger RNA of Cordyceps fumosorosea ARSEF 2679, 738 nucleotides long. Its product is annotated as PBSP domain protein. The transcript has a single exon. The record is from RefSeq and is a predicted model, not a curated record. NCBI's taxonomy places the organism in Eukaryota, Fungi, Ascomycota, Sordariomycetes, Hypocreales, Cordycipitaceae. Bases 1 to 738 code for a protein of 245 amino acids.